This is a messenger RNA of Lachancea dasiensis, 1854 nucleotides long. NCBI's taxonomy places the organism in Eukaryota, Fungi, Ascomycota, Saccharomycetes, Saccharomycetales, Saccharomycetaceae. The record is from the annotation of a GenBank genome assembly.
AUGAAGACAUGCUACUAUGAAUUAUUGGAUGUGGAAACUACUGCGUCGGACUCUGAUUUGAAAAAAGCAUAUCGUAGAAAGGCGCUUCAGUAUCAUCCUGAUAAGAAUCCCAAUAACGUUGACGAGGCCACUGCAAUAUUUGCCAACAUAAGAGCAGCUUACGAAGUACUCGCAGACCCCCAAGAACGGGCUUGGUACGACUCCCAUAAGAACCAAAUUUUGAGGGAUGACUUCGACAUUUUCGGCGAUGGCUAUGGAAGCGGCGACGAGUAUGAAGUAGAUACAGCUGUAACAGGUAUCACCACUGAGGAUCUUCUUCAAUUUUUCAAUACGAGCCUUUACUCAAGGAUUGACGACUCGCCGGCCGGAUUUUAUCAAGUGGCUGGAAAAGUGUUUGCCAAGCUUGCCGGGGAAGAGGUUCGAUUUGGCCGAAUGCAAGGUCUUCCAAAAUAUGACGGCUAUCAAGAUUCCUUUUUUGAAUCAGACGUGAACACCCUUAGCUACCGAAGUGCAUGUGAAAAGUAUUCAAGACCACUAGACGCGCCCACGAUGUUGUUUCCCGUUUUUGGCGACUCAAGCGCGGACUUUCAGCAUCUCCAAGCUUUUUACCGAGCUUGGUCGGGCUUUAGUACUGUAAAAACGUUUAGUUGGAAGGACGAAUAUAUGUAUUCCAGCAAUUACGAUAGACGCACAAAGAGGGAACUGAAAAAGCGUAACGAAAAGCUGCGGCAACAGGCGAAAAGCGAAUACAACAAAACGGUUAAACGCUUUGUUUCUUUCAUCAAAAAAUUUGACACCAGGAUGAAGGAGGGUGCAGCCAAGUUUGAGCAAGAAAAGCGAAGGAAAAUGCGAGAGGACUUACAACGACAAAUUGAAAAAGACAGAAAAGCUCAAUCAGAGGGAGCUGGUGACCCUUUUAAAUUGCAAAGCUGGCAAACGGUUGAUGAUUAUGAUUGGGGCGAGAUUGAAAAACAGUAUGAUGAAGGGCUUCGUUCCAACAAGAAAGACGAUACAGGUGCUUCUGGCGAAGGUUUGACGUUCGAGUGCUUUAUCUGUAAUAAAACAUUCAAGUCUGCUGCUCAGUUGGAGAACCACAACACCACAAAAGUACACAAGAAGAACUUGCGCCUGAUCCAAAGAGAAAUGCAGAAAGACAACCUGACCCUUGGCUUAGAUGCAAUUUCUGACGUGGAUGACUUUGAUUCUGCCAACGAAGGGGCUCUGGGAGAAGAUGAAAAACAGAUGGCUCUUCAGGAACUUGAGGCAGAGCUCAAAAGGAUUGAAGAAGAAUUAGAAGGAAUAAGUGAUGACUCGGACAUGGAAAGUGAUGCAAUAAGUUCCCCACCCGAACAGGACGAGAUAGGCAGCACUAUUGCAUCCGAAGAAUUACAACAAAAAGGUGAGGGAGGCAGCCUUAAUUCAGAGCUAAAUUCUGACGUCAGUGACGCAGGUUCGUCCACUGGUGACUUCAGGGUAGAUGACAAAGUAGACAACGAUUUUGAAGCGUCACCGCGUAUUAGGAGCUGCAAGAACAAACGGGAUGAGCUUAGCGACUUGUUAAAGGAACUAGACAGCUCUCUGGACUUCGACUAUGAAGGUCAGGUCAAGGAUAGCGACGACGGAAAAAGUUGGAGCGCAUCCAAGAAAUCUAAGAAAGGUAAAAAGAAUGAUUAUAAGGCGUCUUCAACUCUGCCCCAAGGGCCGGAAAUGAGUUUGGAUCAUAUGUGCCAGAUCUGUGGCGCACGGUUUGGUACCAGAAACUCUCUUUUCAGUCAUAUUGAACAGGAAGAACACGCGGCGCCGAUCAAAAAGGUAAAGUCAAAAAAGUCAGCCAGGAAGGCUCGAAAAAUUUAG